Messenger RNA from Achroia grisella, 1017 nucleotides. RefSeq lists its product as uncharacterized. Gene Ontology annotation, cellular component: chromosome passenger complex; spindle midzone; chromosome, centromeric region. The transcript has 7 exons. Gene Ontology annotation, biological process: mitotic sister chromatid segregation. Bases 172 to 978 code for a protein of 268 amino acids. The record is from RefSeq and is a predicted model, not a curated record. NCBI's taxonomy places the organism in Eukaryota, Metazoa, Arthropoda, Insecta, Lepidoptera, Pyralidae.
UUGAAUAGAAUAAGAAGUAGCGGUUUCCUUUUGUUUCUGUUUAAUUUUUAGUUAAACAACUUGUUUAAUAUUUUCAUUAUUUCCUCUUUCUCUGUUCUAUUCAUUUGUAUGUUAUAAUUUUUAGAACUUUCCUUCAUCACUUUCUAAAUUACUGAGUGAUAGAGUGAUAAAAUGCCACGGACAAAACGACCGGUAAAAAAACAAGAGAAAUCAGAUGUAGAAGAUGAGGCACUUAAGAAGUUAAAUAAAUUAGUAAUGGACCAAAAGAAAAUGAUUGACAAUCGCAUAAACUUGGAAUUGAAGGCUUUGGACAUUGCAUUCAAGAUACUGCUCGGUUCUAUUGACUCUACGCAGCUGCAGAAGACUGUUGGACAAUUGAAAUCUGAACUGUACAUCAACGAAACGGCGACCACGCGGAAGACCAGAAACUCUACCCGCUCGGCUUCACAAGAUGAUGGCUACCUCACUGAGAACUCGUCGCAGGGCUCCGGGGACAAGGCCAAGAAAUUCGCAACCCCGGCCAGCUGGAGUAGCCGACGCUCGCGGUCCGCGGAUGCGUCUAGCCGGAAGCCACCGGCGACCAGUUACAACACACAGCGCCGCCGCAGCCGUUCCGUGUACCGCACACCCGCCUACCACAAGAACGCGCCCGUCAACUUCCCGCCCAUCACGCCCAAGGUGACUCCCCACACGCCGCUGACCGUGCUGCGUCAGCCGCGACACGGAGAGAUGGUAGUCUCCAUGUCAGGCUCCCCCGUCAUGGUCCCCGCAUGUUACGCAAUGCAACCGGACGAGAAGGCCAACUGCAACAUCCUUCUGCAGGACGGCACCAUGCUGUCUCUGCAGCCGAAGCAGCUGCGCCAGUCGCAGGCAUACAUACCGUUCGCACUGAUGGACUCGCAAGUGCUCAACCAACUCAAGACUUUGAAAGACAAUUUGGAUAAAGUCGUCAAACUCGGCGAGAAGGCCAUGAAAUAGGAAAAAAUACACAUGUAGUCUGACGAGAAGGUACUGAUG